AUGGCUCCUCCUCCUCCUUCUACCUUGCCGCUGGGUGAGAGACUGAAGGCUUUGGCGCAGACCCUGCAGUUUGCUUGGUUCGUUGGACAUGUGACACUCUUGCUCUCAGUCUUCCGCUACUCCUUGUCUUGCCUCUUCUUCAAUUACUACUCUUCUUCGGCCCAACUCGCUUAUCGCCUGACCUUUAUUUCGGCUGCCGUUACCUACGGAAUUGUUGUGUACAAAGGUCACUUUGCCCGAGGUGUGCAGGGCACCCCUCUGGCAAUUGUGCUGAAGCUCAUCUCUGAUGAGAAUGUGCAAUACCUUGGAAUGGCUCUGGUCUGGCUUUACUCGCGCCAGCUUAUCUUGGCGCUUCUGCCCUUCAGCGUCUACUCGGUCUUCCACGUCGCAACCUACAGCCGCAUGUACCUGAUCCCCACCCUGCAGCCCGCUGCUCCCACCGCUACCCCAGCCUCUCCUACCUCCCCCAACUCCAAGCCUGCCGCCAAGCAGUCUCCCCUCGCCGAGACCAUUGGGCGCUUCAUCAAGCAGUACUACGAUGCCAGCAUGGGUGUCGUUGCCACUCUCGAAAUUGCGCUGCUGCUCCGCCUCGUCCUGUCCGCUAUCACUUUCUCCAAGGGUAGCUGGGUGCUCCUGAUUGUCUACCUGUCUUUCUUCCGCGCUCGCUACGCUCAGAGCUCCUUUGUGCAGCAGGCUGUUCGCCAGCUCACCGCCCGUGCCGAUGCUACUCUUGCCCACCAGAGCACUCCCCCUCAGGUUCGCCAGGGCUGGGAGGCCUUCAAGGGUAUUGUGCGCCAGGGUUACGAGGUCACUGACAUUGGUCGCUACAUCUCUGGCUCUUCUGCCCCCAAGAAGGCGCAGUAA
Messenger RNA from Penicillium soppii, 864 nucleotides. RefSeq lists its product as uncharacterized. The coding region runs from base 1 to 864 and encodes 287 amino acids. Gene Ontology annotation, biological process: membrane organization; endoplasmic reticulum tubular network organization. Gene Ontology annotation, cellular component: endoplasmic reticulum; membrane. The transcript is spliced from 4 exons. Lineage: Eukaryota; Fungi; Ascomycota; Eurotiomycetes; Eurotiales; Aspergillaceae. The record is from RefSeq and is a predicted model, not a curated record.